CUACCUAAGUGAGGCAUGCGUGCGGCGUGACGCGCCUGCGUAGUGGGAGGGCGCAGCGGCAGCUGAGGCAGUGGUCGGCGACUGGCGUUCUCAUCUCGGCCACCAUGAGCACCAAGCAGGUCACUUGCAGGUACUUCAUGCACGGGGUAUGCCGGGAGGGCAGCCAGUGCCUGUUCUCACAUGACCUGGCCAACAGCAAGCCAUCCACCAUCUGCAAGUACUACCAGAAGGGCUGCUGUGCCUAUGGGACACGAUGCAGGUAUGAUCACACGAGGCCCUUGGCUGCAGCUGGGGGGGCUGUGGGCCCCCCACCCCCUAUUGGGCCCUCUGCAGCCUUUUCGGGUCUUCAUCCUCCUUCUGUCCUUACUGUGGCUGCCAUGAAGACACCGUCCCAAGAGUCUGGGCGUCGGGACAAGAGGACACUGGUGCUCAGAGACCGGAAUCUCUCCGGCCUGGCUGAAGAGAAGACUCCCCCAGGCACGGCCCUGAGUAACCCAGGCAGCUGCAGCAACCCCCAGCUUGGCCCUGAGAUGAAGCCCCACUCCUACCUGGACGCCAUCAGGAGUGGCCUUGAUGAUGUAGAGGCCAGCAGCUCCUACAGCAGCGAGCAGCAGCUGUGCCCCUACGCUGCAGCUGGGGAGUGCCGCUUCGGGGAUGCCUGUGUCUACCUACAUGGGGACAUGUGUGACAUCUGCAGGCUCCAAGUCCUGCACCCUUUUGACUCAGAGCAGAGGAGAGCUCAUGAGAAGGUCUGCAUGGCGACCUUCGAGGUGGAGAUGGAGAAGGCUUUUGCCUUCCAGGCGAGCCAGGACAAGGUGUGCAGCAUCUGCAUGGAGGUGAUCCUUGAGAAGGCGUCGGCCUCCGAGAGGAGGUUUGGGAUCCUGUCCAGCUGCAAUCACACCUACUGCCUGUCCUGCAUCCGCCAGUGGCGCUGUGCCAAGCAGUUUGAAAACCAGAUCAUUAAGUCUUGUCCAGAAUGCCGUGUAAUAUCCGAGUUUGUUAUUCCAAGUGUGUACUGGGUAGAAGAUCAGAAUAAAAAGAACGAGUUGAUUGAAGCUUUUAAGCAGGGGAUGGGGAAAAAAGCCUGCAAAUACUUUGAGCAAGGCAAAGGGACCUGCCCAUUUGGAAGCAAAUGCCUCUACCGCCACGCUUACCCUGACGGACGGCUGGCAGAGCCCGAGAAGCCCCGCAAACAGCUCAGCUCUGAAGGCACAGUGAGGUUCUUUAAUUCAGUACGGCUCUGGGAUUUCAUCGAGAACCGGGAGACCCAGCAGGUCCCCAGCACUGAAGACGUGGACAUGACUGAGCUUGGGGACCUCUUCAUGCACCUUUCUGGUGUGGACUCAUCGGAUCCCUGAAGGCAGCAGCUGCCCUGCACCUUGGGCACUGAAGGCCCCAACUCUGCCAGGUUGGCUCGGGCAGGUUGUCUUUGCUCUUGGUCUCAUCCACUCCAGUACAACAGUCCAGGGACACGAGGAGGAUAUAAAAUAACCUACUAAGCAUAUGCAAUCACUACUUUUAUAGUUGAUAUCUUAGUUGCACCUGCAGCCCCUCAUGGGGACCAGUUAACUGUUUGGACUGUUCUGCUUGCUUUUAGGGCAACCUGGCUCCUGUCCUUUUUGAUCUUUUUUCUCCUCAGAAACAGUAAAAUGGUAGCUAAAGCAGCAGAUUCAUUUUUCUUACCAAAGGAUUCUACAAACUUGCAAAAGGACUCCUAUGGUAAAGCUCCCCAGUGCAUUAAACAGCAUUUUGACUUCUGUAUAAGAACACUUGACACAAAUUAUGUGCUGCGCUGAGUCCUUCCAGUGUCCC
This is a messenger RNA of Fukomys damarensis (Damara mole-rat), 1812 nucleotides long. RefSeq names its product makorin ring finger protein 2 (gene Mkrn2). Lineage: Eukaryota; Metazoa; Chordata; Mammalia; Rodentia; Bathyergidae. Bases 105 to 1358 code for a protein of 417 amino acids. Gene Ontology annotation, biological process: protein polyubiquitination. The transcript is spliced from 8 exons. Gene Ontology annotation, molecular function: ubiquitin protein ligase activity; metal ion binding. The record is from RefSeq and is a predicted model, not a curated record.